Corythoichthys intestinalis (scribbled pipefish) is the source of this 2478-nucleotide messenger RNA. It is a transcript of the gene acadvl, whose product is annotated as acyl-CoA dehydrogenase very long chain. The coding region runs from base 161 to 2125 and encodes 654 amino acids. Gene Ontology annotation, molecular function: very-long-chain fatty acyl-CoA dehydrogenase activity; flavin adenine dinucleotide binding; fatty-acyl-CoA binding. Lineage: Eukaryota; Metazoa; Chordata; Actinopteri; Syngnathiformes; Syngnathidae. The transcript has 21 exons. The record is from RefSeq and is a predicted model, not a curated record.
CCUCCUGGGAUUUUGGCGUACCCCUAUUUCAAACUACAGCUCCCAUAAUGCCGUGUAACUCGGUCAAAAGCUAAAGGGAGGAGGGAAACAAACGACCCCUUGACACUCCGUGACCGGACUGCAUCUACUCCGCUGAGUAUUUGUCUCAUUCAGAAAAAGAAUGCUGCUUUUUAAAUUGGGCCAGUCGUCUGCACUUUGCGGUGCCGUUCUACGCACCACAUCGGGACUAAACGGAGCUCAACGCCAGGCUGUCGCGGCAGUGAUCAACUCCCGCCACUAUGCCAGUCAAGCUACACAGGCCGUGUUGGAGAAGCCGGCGGCAGUCGCCGCCACCGCUGUGGAGAAAAAACCUGCCGUGGCCGUCGAAUCCAAAUCGUUUGCCGUCAACAUUUUCAGGGGGCAGAUCGCCACAUCUCAAGUGUUUCCCUAUCCUUCCGUCCUGAAUGAAGAGCAGGAGCAGUUUCUCCGGGAGCUGGUGCCACCCGUGGGGAAGUUUUUUGAGGAGGUGAACGAUCCAGCCAAGAAUGAUGCCUUGGAAAAAGUGGAGGACCACACCAUGGAGGGUUUGAAAGAGAUGGGAGCCUUUGGCCUGCAGGUGCCGGCUGAUCUGGGCGGCCUGGGCCUCACCAACACGCAGUACGCCCGGCUGGUGGAAAUUGUCGGCACCCACGACCUCGGCGUGGGCAUCACGCUGGGCGCCCACCAGUCUAUCGGCUUCAAGGGCAUUUUGCUUUUCGGGAAUCCGGCUCAAAAGGAGAAAUACCUGCCUAAACUGGCAUCGGGGGAGCACAUUGCCGCCUUUUGCCUGACCGAACCAGCCAGUGGUUCCGACGCCGCCUCCAUCAAAACCACAGCUGUGGAGUCCCCCUGUGGAAAAUUCUUUACUCUCAACGGCAGCAAAAUCUGGAUCAGUAACGGCGGACUGGCUGAGAUCUUCACCGUUUUUGCCAAGACGCCAAUGAAGGAUCACGCCACCGGUGAGAUGAAGGACAAAAUCACCGCUUUUGUCGUGGAGAGGAGCUUCGGCGGAGUGACCAGCGGGCCGCCAGAGAAGAAGAUGGGCAUCAAAGCCUCCAACACGGCCGAGGUUUACUUCGAUAACGUCCGCGUACCGGCCGACUGCGUGCUGGGCGAGGUGGGAGGCGGCUUCAAAGUGGCCAUGAACAUCCUCAACAACGGCCGAUUCGGCAUGGCCGCCGCACUCUCGGGCACCAUGAAAGGAGCCAUCGACAAAGCGGUGGACCACGCGGCAAACAGGACCCAGUUCGGCAGCAAGAUUCACACCUACGGGGCCAUCCAGGAGAAGGUGGCCCGCAUGGCCAUGCUGCAGUACGUCACUGAGUCUUUGGCCUACAUGAUCAGCGGCAACAUGGACAGCGGAGCUACUGACUUCCAAAUCGAGGCCGCCAUCAGCAAGAUCUUCGCUUCGGAAGCUGCAUGGACGGUGACCGAUGAGUGCAUUCAAGUUAUGGGCGGAAUGGGAUUCAUGAAGGAUUCCGGCGUGGAAAGAGUAAUGCGGGAUCUGAGAAUAUUCCGGAUCUUUGAGGGCACCAAUGACAUUCUCAGGCUUUUUGUGGCCCUCAAUGGCUUCCAGAACGCCGGCAACCAGUUGAAGAGCUUACAGAAAGCCUUGAAGAACCCACUGGGCAACGCCGGACUCCUGGCGGAGGAACUGACAAAGAGAGCCAAGAGGAAAGCGGGCAUGAGCACGGGCUUGACCCUUCAAGGAAGCGUCCACCCUGAGCUGUCCCAGUGCGGAGACCUGGCCGUGGAAGCCAUAGAACAAUUCGGAACGGCUAUCGAAGAGCUUCUUAUCAAACACGGCAAGAAGAUUAUCGAUGAGCAGUUUGUGUUGAUGAGGGUGGCGGACUGCGCCAUCGACAUUUACAGCAUGAUCGUAGUCCUCUCGAGAGCCUCGCGCUCGCUUAGUCGCGGUCAGCCUUCGGCCCAACACGAGAAGAUUCUGGCCGAGACCUGGUGCGUUGAGGCCCACGGGAGACUCAUGAGGGAUAUCAAAGCACUGCGCUCUAAGCGCUCCAGGCAACUCUACGGAAAUUUUCGGGCUAUUUCCACCGCGGUGGUGGAGAACGGCGGAACGGUCGCCUCUCACCCGCUGGGUUUCUAAACCUCCGAGCGACUCCUGACCUUUUAUCUUCAGCGUAUUUAUUGGUUUAGGACAACGGAUUGUCGUUGGAAACCCAAACGCCGCAGAAAUUAUUCAAUUGCAUCAAACACCACAAGCGCCUCACGGCGUUCCCGCCGAGCGAGAGAAUGACUCCGAUCUUCCCGCCAUCAGUAGGAAGGGACUGUUGUUUUGUAAUAUUUUUGAAAUGUAAUCUGCAUUUAUGAAUUUUAAUUUUAGGGCUUCUCUGCAUGUUUUUUGUGACUGUAACACUUAAGCCUUAUUGAAGAUGUGCUAAAGGUCGUGUCACUUUGAAUUGUUGGAGCACCUCGACCAAUAAAGUCCUUCUGGUUCGA